AUGAUAGACAAACUCCAUUUGAUGCCCAGGAUAACAGACAGGCUAGAGGAGGGCUUAAUUAUGGAUAUUCUUAAAUGGGAUGAGGUACCGAUAAUUAUUUCAGUUUUACUGUCAGUGUCAAAGCUUGAUACUUAAUGCCCUUCAAAUCAAACAAUCGGGCAAACAAGUAAUCAGAAAGUGAUUGUGAAGUAAAUAUGACAAAAUUUUAAACAGUCAUAAUAUUCUGUGUAGGAAGACAACAAGAAAAACAAUGGAAGGCAGAAGAUUGAGGUGCACACAAAUAAGUUCCUGGAAACAGUUCGAUCACUUGGGGUGACACUAACCUCUAAGAAUCAUCACUGA
Molecule: messenger RNA, 342 nt
Organism: Pocillopora meandrina
Lineage: Eukaryota; Metazoa; Cnidaria; Anthozoa; Scleractinia; Pocilloporidae
Source: the annotation of a GenBank genome assembly